Gopherus evgoodei (Goodes thornscrub tortoise) is the source of this 2534-nucleotide messenger RNA. It is a transcript of the gene E4F1, whose product is annotated as E4F transcription factor 1. Gene Ontology annotation, molecular function: RNA polymerase II cis-regulatory region sequence-specific DNA binding; DNA-binding transcription factor activity, RNA polymerase II-specific. Lineage: Eukaryota; Metazoa; Chordata; Testudines; Testudinidae. The coding region runs from base 16 to 2388 and encodes 790 amino acids. Gene Ontology annotation, biological process: regulation of transcription by RNA polymerase II. Gene Ontology annotation, cellular component: nucleus. The transcript is spliced from 14 exons. The record is from RefSeq and is a predicted model, not a curated record.
GCGGCGCGUUGCGACAUGGAGGCCGUGAUGGCAACGAGCGCAGGGCCGGCGGGGCUUACGGCAGCUGCGGCCGGGGAGCAGGAGGGGGCGGCGGCUGCCGCCUCCAGCCCGGCCCAGGCGCCCGCCGGCCCCACCGCCUUUCUCAGCCUCCCGGCGCCCUUCAGCGAGGAAGAUGAAGAUGAUGUUCACAAGUGUGGUCGUUGUCAUUCUGAGUUCACCUCUUUGGAGGAAUUUGUACAACACAAAUUACAAAAGAUCUGUCAACGAACUCAAGAAGCCAUUACUGCCACAUCAACAAGUCUUCCUAGCCAAGAAGCACAAAAGGAGGUCGUUUCUUCUGUUGAGGAGUCCAUAACUGUUGCUCAUAUAGUUGUUGAAGCAUCUUCAAUAGCAGAAGAAAUCACUAAUGCAUCUUCUAUAGUAGGUAGUGGGCACAUCAAAGAAGUCAUUGUCACAGGAGAACAAGUUUUUGAAAACCCAAAUGGCCAGAUUGAUGGUGAGAUCACUGAAGGGCCGGGCAGCCCCGAUGACAUGGAACAGGAUGGCUCCACAGAGGUGAUCAGGGUGAAGCUGCUGGUUAAUAAAGAAGGUCGAUAUGUGUGUGAGUUGUGCCACAAGACAUUUAAAACAGCCAGUAUCCUUAAAGCUCACAUGAUCACUCAUAGUAGCAGGAAGGACUAUGAAUGUAAAUUAUGUGGAACAUCAUUUAGGACAAAGGGGUCUCUCAUUCGACACCACCGGCGUCACACAGAUGAACGACCUUACAAAUGCAAGAAGUGUGGGAAAAGCUUCAGGGAAUCAGGAGCUUUGACACGGCAUCUGAAAUCUUUGACACCGUGCACUGAAAAAAUCCGUUUCAACAUGAGCAAAGAAAUAGUUGUUAGCAAAGAUGAAUUGCCAGCAGAAUCCUGUAGUUCAAACACAGAGGCUGUUUCACCUAUAGCAAGUGAAUCCAUUGAGACUCCUGUGAUUCACCUAUUAACAGAUGCAAAAGGCAAUGUCCUUCAUGAAGUCCAUGUCCAAAUGCAGGAGCUUCCUGUUGUUGAUACAAAAUCCUUGGAUCAAGAGCCAUCAAAUCCCAAGGAACUACCAUGUGAAUGGGAAGUGAACAGUGAGAACUUGCUGAGGCAAGCCAUGAGGAAUUCUGGGAUUGUGAUAGAAAAAGUCACUGUGGAGGAGAUGCAAAAAUCAGAUGAACCUGGUGUGGCUGCUACAGAAGAACUAGAAAAUGAAGAGAUGGAAGCGGAAGAAGAGCAGUGUGGGGAACAGUGUGUUGAAGUAGAGCAAGUAGAGACUACAGAUACAGAAACAAAUGGAUACAAAAGUUAUGUUUGCCCUCACUGCAGUGAAGUCUUCAGUGGGUCUGUUUCCCUUGAAAUACACAUCAAAGGACAUUUAGGUUACAAAGUGUUUAAAUGUGAGGAGUGUGGUAAAGAGUUCAUGAAAGGCUACCUGUUGAAAAAGCACCAGGAAGUGCAUGUCAAUGAGAGGCGCUUCCGUUGUGGUGAGUGUGGCAAACUCUACAAGACCAUCGCCCAUGUGAAGGGACACAAGAGGGUGCACUCAGAUGAGCGGCCAUAUUCCUGUCCAAAGUGUGGCAAGAGAUACAAAACAAAGAAUGCCCAGCAGGUUCAUUUCCGCACUCACUUGGAAGAGAAGCCCUACAUCUGCCAGUUCUGCAACCGGGGCUUUCGGGAGAAGGGCUCAUUGGUUCGUCACAUCCGUCACCACACAGGCGAAAAGCCAUACAAAUGUUACAAGUGUGGACGUGGGUUUGCAGAGCAUGGCACUCUUAACAGGCACUUAAAAACCAAAGGUGGGUGCCUUCUUGCAUUGAAAGAGGUUGAAGAAGUGAUGGUUUCCGAGGAAAGUCAAUCAGCUGACAACUUAGCGGCAACAGUUAUUUCUGAAGAUCCUCAUACUGUUCUAGUAGAAUUUUCUUCAGUGGUGGCAGAUACUCAGGAAUACAUCAUUGAGACUGCUACUGAAGACAUGGAGACCAGUGAAGCUACUGAAAUAAUAGAGGGAACAAGACAUGAGGUUGACAGUCACAUUAUGAAGGUUGUGCAGCAAAUAGUAAAUCAAGCAAACUCCGGCCACCAGAUCAUCGUGCAGAAUGUUACAGUGGCAGAAAACUCUGAAGUAACUACUGACGCUGCAGACACUAUCACCAUAGCAACACCAGAAAGUCUUACAGAGCAGGUUGCCAUGACACUGGCUUCGGCUAUUGGCGAAGGAGCAGUGCUGACAACAGAGGGUAGCAUUGAGACAGAAGAAGCAACUGUGACAAUGGUUGCAUCAGAGGAUAUUGAAAUAAUGGAGCACGUAGGAGAGUUUGUGAUAGCCUCCCAGGAAGGGGAGGUGGAAGUUCAGACAGUGAUUGUCUAGGGCUAACAUAAUGAAUGGCAGACCUUAAAGCAGUGGCAUGCAACCAGCGGCCCGUUGGGGUAAUCCAUGGACGGGCCAUGAGACAGUUUGUUUACAUUUACCAUCCACAGAUUCGGCUGCCUGCAGCUCCCAGUGGCCGCGGUUUG